Messenger RNA from Hordeum vulgare subsp. vulgare (domesticated barley), 4629 nucleotides. RefSeq lists its product as uncharacterized. Bases 1599 to 4382 code for a protein of 927 amino acids. The record is from RefSeq and is a predicted model, not a curated record. NCBI's taxonomy places the organism in Eukaryota, Viridiplantae, Streptophyta, Magnoliopsida, Poales, Poaceae. The transcript has 6 exons.
GUCUGCCCAAGUUUUACUAGUAGGCCAUCAUUGUUUUGCAUAUAGUGGGCACAUGAAUGAUAACUCCAGCUUGGUAUUCCCUUCCCCACUGUUCAUUUCACAUUAUUUGGACAAUUGCUUGCUAUUGUUAGUUGUUCAUGUUAUUUUUACUCUUCACUGUUGCUGAAAGAUGGCCAAGUUGCUGCCUAGAUGAAUAGUAAGAAUCCAUAUGACAUAACUUGUUAGAGACACUUCAAAUCAUAUCCUUGUCGAUACAAACUUGUGGCUUCUACUUGUGAUGGUUUACAAACACUAACGAUGACUGAUAAUAACCAGUUGAACUGUGAAUAUUUUGAGAUGAUUUAGGUCUAUUCAUGCGGGUGGUGUCACAUUCUAUUAUUUCAAGGUGUCUGUUAGACUCAAGACUGGCCAAUUAAUAUACCAGUUUUGCUUUCAUUUCUCACUGUCCUGGAUUUUGUGUAAAUCUUAGUCGCCUAAAACUGCAUGCUAUUCAGCCUGAAGCUGCAGAACUGUUCAUUCUUAUCAAAUGUAACUGGACUUUCAGAUCUGUAGAUUAUAAAUGAAGCUAGGCUGGGAUGGUGGUUUAGACAUAUGACUGAUCAGGCAACUUAUUAAUAGGCAAUCCCUUAGUAGGUUGUCAAUCAAAAUAAAUUUUAGUUGAGAUAUGAUUUCUGAUUAUGAAGUACAGCACAUGCAGAUCCCAGUCCACCCAUCAAAGAAAAAGAAGAGCAGACUGGUUUUAUAUCUCAGAAUCCAGCAGCAGCAGUCAUGCACAAUGAUCGCGCCUAUAUACAAACUGGAGUAUAACAAGCUCAAUAUAUCAAUUCCGUAACAAGAUGCAUGUAAAACCCGUGCAUAGGUUACCGUCUGACCGUGCAAAAAGAUGAUUGAUCGGUUCUUGCUCCUGCAUCCACAAUCCUUCUAGUCUUCUGGACCACUACUGCUCAGACACCUUGCAAUGCAGCAUUGCUUACCCCAGAAGCAGGCAGCAACUUCACAUGAAAACAUGUUCCUGUGGGGGCUCUCCCGAUCUGAACGAUCGGCGGGAAUUUUCACCCAAGAUGCACAAGCUAUUCAUUCAUUGAGGUGGGCACAGAAUUAAAAGCACAUUGUGCUGAUCAUGGCUUCCCCUUUACAACCUAGGAGACCCGGUUCCCCUUUAAGCCCCUGCAGAAAGGCACCAUUAGACGCCAAUGCUCCGAGUCUGCCUGCUUAUUUUAGCAAAUUGCAAGUGAUUCGAGGACCAUCUGUGCAGUUUUUUUUUUAUGGUGGUGUUUUAACUAUUGCAAACUCCUUUACACUUGUUGGCAGUGCUUUUUUGAAGGCAGAAAGCUCAAGGCAAUCUCGAGAGAGAUACGGCGGCCCGUCCAUAUAUGCAAAGGUAUGUAAGUGCUUGUGCAUGCAGAUCUAUGCGGAUGAAGAGUCGCCGACCCGGAUCGGAUACAUGCGCCAUGGACGCGAGAUGGGGCUGGAAGAACCGAAGAGGGCUCCACGGACAAAUCCACAAAGGAUAGCGAGGUCAAUCCCGUCCGGCCCUCGGAGAUUCUAGUAGCCUCACCAUCCAAUCAGACUGCUGGAUCUCUCUGACAGUUGCGACCAUGAUGCAGUACCUGGACUUCUCCCAGGCCAGCACCUCCAAGAAGUGGACGGCCAACAGCAGCAAGAGGCAGCCGGGCCAAGGGUUCGAUGCUCCGAGGAACAGCAUGGAGUUCGCCAUGGAGGCGCCCCGCAGCUACGGCGUCUUCCAAGAGGACGUCCCGUACUCUUGCAGCAACAUGAGGCAGUACCCAAAAUCCUCCUCGGCCCCGAUCAAGAAGCUGAUCCAUGAGGACGCGUCCUUCAGGCCGAACGAAGGGCACAAGAGAGUGCCCAGCGUCAUCGCCAGGUUGAUGGGCAUGGACUCGCCGCCGAUGAACUCCGAGCUCACCACCCACCUCGAUGAUUCUCGGCGAGAGAUGAUCGUCGCGAGGCCAGCACCGCCGACCAAGCAUGUCUCCUUCGCGCAGCAGAAGAAUCCAGUCCGGCAUACGGCGAAACAGGAAAUUUACACCUUCGACGACGCCGGUGAUGACGAGAGGGAGAUUCUUAGUCAGCUGACCAAGAGGAGUAAUGGUAGUCGUGGUCAUGGUGGUGGUGAUGAUGGGUGGAGCAAACCGGUGCCGCGGGAGCACCCGCAGGAGGAGGAGCUGCAGAAGUUCAAGAAGGAGUUCGCGGCGUGGCAGGCCAUCAAGGUGUCGGAGCAGUCGAGAGGUCUGGAGCUGGACAGCCGGCAUAAUGUCGGCCACGACGAAGACGACGGCGACAGGUGCUCCGAGAUCGUGCCCUACAGGUACCACCAGAAGGAUCGCAAAGGGAGAGAUGGCAGGCACGGGAAUAAUGAGGCGCAUUGGAGAAGAAGAGGCAAGGAGGGCGGCGGUGGCGCGUCGAUCUCCGGCAGCCGGACGUUCUCUCUGACGAGCGCCGACGACGGUUCUUCCGCGAGGCUGCCGCUCUCGAGAUUCUAUUAUGAGGAGGAGGAGAAGCCGCUGUCGCCGACCAGGAUCGUGAUCCUGAAGCCCUGCCCGGAGCUGAGCGCCGACGACGUCGACGAGUCAUCGCUGGGCUCGCCGGAGCUGAUGAAGAACGAGAACAACAUGGAGGCGUUCCUGGAGGAGGUCAAGAUGCGGCUCAAGAUCGAGCUCGAAGGGCACAUGGCCCCCGUCGACAGGGCGGCCGACCGGUGGCCCGGCGGCAGCGGUGACGUCCCCGCCGACCCGAAGCAGAUUGCGCGGAACAUCGCCGACCAGAUCAGGGAGAGCGUCACCAAGGACAUGCACCACCCGGCGCUGCUGCGCUCGGAGUCGACGCGGUCGUACCGGAGCAGCGACGUGCAGAGCCAGAUGGACUACAUCUGCAGAGACGCCAGGAAGCAGCUCUCCGACCGGCUGAGGAACGUGCUCAGGAGGGAGCCGGAGGCCGACCAGCCGCCGCUGUUCGGAUCUCACCAGAGACGGCCGGCCGCAUUGACGCCGUCGUCUUCGCCAUGGGACGAAGAGCCGCGGCCGAAGCCGACGAGUCCGCGGCGGGACGUGGCGAGGAAGGGCGACAAGAAGAUCAGGAGCAAGGAGGAGAAGAAGCGCGCGAUCGAGUCAUCCGAAGUCCGCUCCUUCAGACACGGGUGGUACAAGAACUCGGCUACGGCGGCGGUCGUUGACUCCUCCGACGAGGCGGCGUCGCCGAGGAACCUGAUGAGGUCGUUCUCGGCGCCGGUGUCCGGGAACUUCGUGAAGUUCCUCUCGGAGGGGGAGCCGCGGGCGCUCGUCGGAGCGCGGGUGCAGCUGAAACACGAGGGACACGGCGACUACUAUGGCGGACGGCCGUCGCUGGAGGAGGAGAGGCAGCCGAAAGGGAGGAAGGACGGGUUCGGCAUCAAGGGGAAGGUGUUCAACCUGCGGCAGAACCUCGGGCUGAGAGCGAAGCUUUUCGGCAAGAAGCUCCACUCGGCCGCCGCCGACGAGGCGUCGUCGUCGUUCUUCCUCGACGACUUCCCGCCGAUCGGCACGCUGGUCACCGCCCCCUCCGUCCUUAUCCACCCCGGGGUCCUGCAGGAGAACUCCACCGAGGUGCCACCGAGCCCGGCGUCGUGGUGCAGCAGCCCGCCUGAUGACAUGAUGAUCCGGGGAGGUUACCCGAGCCCCGUUUCGCCACUGGAGGCUUCCUUCGGCGAGCACCGGUCUCCGUUGAAGCCGGCAGCGAGCUCAGGUGCUUCUGAACCAGGCAAUUCAUGUCUGGAGCAAGAUCAAGUUGAGGAAAUCCCACAAGCAAGUCCAGCACCCCAGGACGACGACGACACAUCGGAGAUGGAUCACCCCAUGAAAGCUUUCAUCAGAGCCGUCCUCGUGGUCGCCGGCAUGUACGGGCAGAGCCAAAACUCCGGCGACCACCUCUCACUAACCUGCCAACUGAUCAAGCCGAUCCCCAAGCGGGCGUUCGAGGAAGUCGUGUCCUCGUCGCCACCUCCGGCCGUCACCUCCGACGGCCAUGACGUGGACCACCGCCUCCUCUUCGACCUGAUAAACGAGGCGCUGCCCGGAGCCGCCCGCGGCUCGACGACGCUGUGCACGUUCAGCAAGUGGUACGCGGCGCCACCGAGGAGAGCGUCCGCGGACAGGAGGCUGCUGGACGGGCUAUGGAGAUCCGUGGAGACGUGGCUGGAGCCGCCGAGCGUGGACGACGACGCCGACUCCGUGGACGGGCUCAUCGGCCGCGACAUGGGCGUGUCUCCCUGGAGCGGCGUGUUCCGCGACGACGUCGACGGGCUCGGCGAGGAGAUGGAGGCGGAGAUCCUGUCGGAGCUCGUGGACGAGACGCUGUGGGACGUGCUGCUCAACGUAGGAGACUGACUAACUGUGUGAUUGAGCUUGGCGUUCAGAGCAUGCAUACACUUGUACAUUUUGGGGUGUGUUUUUCUCUGUUCUUCUUGUGUUUUUUCGGAGUGAUUUUGCCGGAUUUGUGAUGAGAUGUUGGCGAGUGAGUGAGUGAGUGAGAGAUGUAACUAAUUAAGCUUGUGUGUGGAAGGAUACCGAAGAUAUCUGUCCAGAGAAAACGCACAGGGAGGCUGAAGAUGAAGGGUUCUUAUUCAUGCCAUGA